Silurus meridionalis is the source of this 1626-nucleotide messenger RNA. Its product is annotated as odorant receptor 131-2-like. The record is from RefSeq and is a predicted model, not a curated record. Gene Ontology annotation, cellular component: membrane. The transcript has 5 exons. Bases 1 to 1626 code for a protein of 541 amino acids. Gene Ontology annotation, biological process: G protein-coupled receptor signaling pathway. Gene Ontology annotation, molecular function: G protein-coupled receptor activity. NCBI's taxonomy places the organism in Eukaryota, Metazoa, Chordata, Actinopteri, Siluriformes, Siluridae.
AUGGCCGCCAUAGUAGCCACUGAGAGGCAUCUCUGGCUUACCCUGUAUGAAAUACCCGACAGGGACAAGGUCGUGCUGCUGGUUGCCCCAAUGUCUCCUUUGGGCCUGUUCGGCGACACCCCCCAACCCCAACCCAGCACUUCGUACCGCCAAGUGCAGAGACAGAGCAUCACCCUGUGCGGGAUCCCGCGCAGCGCCUUGGGUCAAAGCCCCGUGAGAAAAAUGCAAAGAGAAGGAGAGAACGUUAGCUCAAGCAAUAAUUUGUUGCUUAAAUAUUCAAAAAAUUCCUAUGAGAAACUCUGGUUGUUGCAGGUCUUGUUUGGGGUUUUCCUUUAUGUAAACUGCUUAAUGAUAUUCACAUUUUUGAAAAAGAGGAGUUUUAGAGAAGAAACUCGAUACAUUUUGUUUGCACAAACCCUAUUUGUUGACUCUGCUCUUAUGCUGUUAACUGAUUUGCUUUCGACUGGAAUUUACUUUCAGUAUGUCAUUCACAUAAUUCCUUGUAGUAUCAUUUGUGCAAUUUCGACGUUGCUUACCUGUUGCACACCUCUGACUUUGGUGGCUAUGUGUCUGGAACGCUAUGUGGCCAUAUGCAUGCCUUUGAGACAUGCUGACAUCUCCACAAGCAGGACCAGAUUAUAUGGGCUUUUAAUUAUAUGGAGUAUCAGCUCUAUAAUUCCAUUGUACAAUCUUAUAGGAUACUGGGGAGCAGCUGCACCUGCUUCCAGGUCCUCCUAUGUGGUGUGUAGUGCAGACCUAAUGUUAGAGGAAGCAUGGCAGGCGCAUGGACGUGCUAUCACUUUUAUUAUUGUUUUCCUUUUAUUGAUCAUUAUUAUCUUCUUUACCUACAUUAGGAUAAUGAUUGCAGCCAGAACUGCUUCAAAUGAGAAAAGAAAGUCAACCAGUAAGAGUUUAAAAACUGUGCUGCUUCAUGCAUUUCAGUUGUUUUUGUGCAUGAUACAAUUUUUAAACCCAUAUAUAGAAAUGGCAUUUUGGAAGGUUGAGGAAACUAUUUUUCGAAAUGUAAGAUAUUCACUGUUUAUUGUUUUUCUGAUUUCACCACGGUGCCUCAGUCCAUUGAUUUAUGGUCUCAGAGAUGAAAAGUUUUUCCUUGUUUUAAGACAUUAUGCUAUGUGUGCUCCAAUCACAGAUCCAUUCGAGGUACUUGUCGCCUCUCUCCGGGAGGCAUUCGCACACGGCUGCACCGCUCACCUCCUACAGCCCAAUGGCACUUCUGGCUUCCUACUCCGGCUCUAUUAUGAGCCAGCGCGGUGUGGAAUGCCAGUUGGGACAUCAUUGGUGCAUAAUCCAGUUUUACCAGGCACUUUGCUGAGGUGUUUGGUGUUGCAAAGGCCGAACACCACUACAGCCUCCACCGCUCUGGGAAGGCCCCGGACUGGAUUGCAGACAUCUGGGGCGCCAAAUUACCUUAUGCACAGGCUAUUUCGUCAGGAGCCUGGGUUUCAGUUUGUCUGUCCCUGCAGCCUACCUAAUCCCCAGUCUCCAAGCACCACUGGGGGCAUCGCCCAGCCUGGGGUUUUCUCUGGAGAUGCUGCUCCGCCCCUGAGCCCCGUCAAUCCGCCCCCGAGCCACUACGGAGACAGUCGCUCCGCCCCCAAGCCCUGA